Messenger RNA from Myotis daubentonii (Daubenton's bat), 329 nucleotides. RefSeq lists its product as uncharacterized. The record is from RefSeq and is a predicted model, not a curated record. The coding region runs from base 1 to 153 and encodes 50 amino acids. The transcript has a single exon. Lineage: Eukaryota; Metazoa; Chordata; Mammalia; Chiroptera; Vespertilionidae.
AUGAAAACUACCAGUUGGAUUAGGAAGAACUGGCUUCUUGUAGCUGGCGUUUCUUUCAUAGGUGUCCAUCUUGGGACAUAUGUUAUACAGUGGGCUGCAAAACAGUCUGUAAAAUCUCAGUCCGGAGACAAACAAAAGAGUAUCAAAGAAUGAAGUAAAAUAAAAUUUGAAAUUACUAUGUCAUUAAAUCAUUUCAUGCUGAUUAGCUUCAUAAACAUGAAGCUUUUAAUUCUAUAACAAUGCAUAUCAUUCUUGAGGAAUACUUUUCUGAAAUGUUAAAAUAAAUAGAAAGCUAUGGUUAACAAAAUAAAAGCUGUCUUCACAAAUUA